Messenger RNA from Malania oleifera, 1913 nucleotides. Its product is annotated as squalene synthase 2. Lineage: Eukaryota; Viridiplantae; Streptophyta; Magnoliopsida; Santalales; Ximeniaceae. Gene Ontology annotation, cellular component: endoplasmic reticulum membrane. The record is from RefSeq and is a predicted model, not a curated record. Gene Ontology annotation, biological process: farnesyl diphosphate metabolic process; lipid biosynthetic process. Gene Ontology annotation, molecular function: squalene synthase [NAD(P)H] activity. The transcript is spliced from 15 exons. Bases 289 to 1518 code for a protein of 409 amino acids.
AAACGGAAGCGUGGAGCUCGCGCAGCACGCUGCGACGCAUAAAAAAAUAACUAAAUGCAUAUAAAACUAGGGGCGAAAAAUUCCUCCCCCCGCCAUAACUACACACGCAGGAAGUCUGUCGUCUUCUCUCAUGGCGAUAGAGAAAUUGCUUUUCUAAUAUAUGUAUUGAACCAGUCGCAAUCCAAUCCUUCCGCAAGAAAUCAAAAAUAGUGACGCAUCCGUCGAUUUCCUCACUACCGCAUUAUACAAAUUUCAAAGCUUGAAGAAGGCAGAUCGAUCGAGAGAAUUAUGGGGAGUUUGGCGGCGAUUCUGAGGCACCCUGACGAUGUGUACCCCCUGAUGAAGUUGAAGAUGGCCGCGCGGAAUGCGGAGAAGCAAAUCCCUCCGCAGCCUCACUGGGGCUUCUGCUACUCCAUGCUCCACAAGGUCUCUCGCAGCUUCGCUCUCGUCAUCCAGCAGCUCGGUACCGAGCUUCGCGAUGCCGUAUGCAUUUUUUAUUUGGUCCUUCGAGCUCUUGACACUGUUGAGGAUGACACAAGCAUACCAACAGAUGUCAAAGUACCCAUUCUGAUUGCCUUUCAUCAACAUAUAUAUGAUCGGGACUGGCAUUUUGCAUGUGGUACAAAAGAGUACAAAGUUCUCAUGGACCAGUUUCAUCAUGUUUCAACUGCUUUUCUGGAGCUUGGAAGAAGUUAUCAGGAGGCCAUUGAGGAUAUUACCAAAAGAAUGGGUGCAGGCAUGGCCAAAUUUAUAUGCAAGGAGGUAGAAACCAUUGAUGACUACAAUGAAUAUUGCCACUAUGUAGCAGGACUUGUUGGAUUAGGAUUGUCCAAGCUUUUCCAUGCCUCCAGGUUGGAAGAUUUAGCUCCAGACUCUCUAUCCAACUCCAUGGGUUUAUUUCUUCAGAAAACAAACAUUAUUCGAGAUUAUCUGGAGGAUAUAAACGAGAUACCAAAGUCACGCAUGUUUUGGCCUCGCGAGAUAUGGAGUAAAUAUGUCAACAAGCUUGAGGAUUUGAAAUAUGAGGAAAACUCAGACAAGGCGGUGCAAUGCUUGAAUGAUAUGGUCACAAAUUCUUUGAUACAUGUUGAAGAUUGCCUGAAGUAUAUGUCUGUUCUUCGAGAUCCUGCCAUAUUUCGAUUUUGUGCUAUUCCGCAGAUAAUGUCAAUUGGAACACUGGCUUUAUGCUACAACAACAUUGAAGUAUUCCGAGGAGUAGUGAAGAUGAGACGAGGCCUUACUGCUAAAGUUAUUGACCGAACAAAAACAAUGUCUGAUGUAUACGGAGCCUUCUUCGAUUUUUCUUGCAUGCUGAAGUCCAAGGUUGACAAAAGCGAUCCUUACGCUACUAAAACGUUGAGCAGGCUGGAAGCAAUUCAGAAAAUAUGCAGGGACUCUGGAACCCUAACCAAAAGGAGAUCUUAUAUAAUGAGAAGCGGGCCCAGAUACAAUUCUGCCCUGAUGAUCACCUUCUUCGUUUUAUUGGCCAUCAUUUUUACCUAUCUGUCUGCCAAUUGACAAAUUAAUUACUGGAUGCUUUCUUGAGAAUCUGUACCUUGAAUGGCUAGCUGCUGGCUGCUCAAGGGUUUAGGUCUAGUUCCUUGGAACUCCUGUUGUUUUCUUGUGCGUGUACACAAUAAUCAUGGGGAUGUUUGACAGCAUAAGCAUAGCGAUAAAAAAAAAGAGAAAAAAGAGAAGGAAGCGAUGUUUAUUUAUUAUAAAUCAAAUAUGUAUAUUGUGUAAUAUGGUUCCUUUAGCCUCAGCCUGCAUUUACAAAUGUAUCCCUAAUCCUAUAUAGCAGUUCUUGAAGCAAACACCAUGAAAUGAGUUUGUAUUUUGGUCGUCUCUACCUCUGAAUAUGGAUAUCAAGCAGUCAAAAUUUGUGAAUCAACUUGUUCGUGUAGUUUUUCCCA